Molecule: messenger RNA, 1278 nt
Organism: Cercospora beticola
Lineage: Eukaryota; Fungi; Ascomycota; Dothideomycetes; Mycosphaerellales; Mycosphaerellaceae
Source: RefSeq, a predicted model, not a curated record
UGGCGCCUUCCUUCGCGUGGUGUCGCAGCCGAGCCACAAACGGACUCACUUUUGUGUGUACGCGCUAGUUGGCGCGCAGGGGACUAUAUGAUGUCCUGCUGAACCCGUUGUCGUACGGACAACAACAACAACUAGAGAUUUAAGAUCUGCUAUCUCGUCCUCGAUUCACGCUCACUAUCACACACAACCACAACAACAUGAUUGCACGAACAUUGACUAUCGCCUCGCUGGCCAUCGCUGCCUAUGCACAAACCUCUACAAUAGCCGAUGCUUCAGCAACCGAAUCGACACCGGCAACCACGAGCGGUCCUUCUGCUGCUGACGCCGAGACGACCAUCACAGCUCUCUUUGGCUCUCUCACAAGUGGAUUUGCAGGCUCUGUGAUCUCUGCCAAUGGAUGCGAUACCACUCUCGCUCUUGCUUGCACAGAUACCGCCAUUGCACUUUGCGAGGAGGUUCCAGACCUUACGGCCACUGUGACGAUCGGUCCAACUGCAUACGAAUUUGUGUACGCAACAUCCAUCUACGGCGGCAAGGGUACUAUUGCCCAGUCCUGUGAUCUCGAUGGCCCCUCCGGUAGCUUCACAGCAGCCACCUGCACUGCUUCAGUCUACGCCUCCGUCGGUGGCCAGGAGACCGCCACUUCGACUGUCUCGACCAUCACGGAUACAGCCGAAUUCACCUACGCUCAAAUCCCGAUCACUGCUGGCGCAAGCAACCUUCCAUCUGCAGGCGCGACCUGCGACGCUGCCGAGUCGUCAGACAGUGCCGCUGCGCCAACUGGCACGGUGGAGCUGUACAAGAUCUUGGUACCAGUUGGUGCUGCAGUCGUUGCUGGUGCCGGUGCCAUGCUCUAAUUUGCGCUUCAUUGGGAGGAUAAUUUAAUGAGGACUGAGAUGGGUUUGAUUCGACUUUUCCAGCACUUGUACUUUUUGCACGAUACCACUACAUAACGACAGAUGAAACGGACGACUUUACGGGCAGUUGAGAUUAAUAGCAUAGAGCUUGUAUACCAGUUACGGCUUAUCCCAAUAUUGAUUGCAAUACCCGUUCGACAGUAUUAUCACAGCAGAAUUCCAGCCACUGCUACGCCAACAGGCACAACCACCUUGACAACCUCGAUAAUACUGGUUGGCUUUGCAGCGCCUUCGCUGACUCCCGUCCUGCUUGGGAAUGCAGUGGCUGUGCUGCAUUCUUCCGUCGCCUCGGCCAAUCUCUCCAAGCCACCAGUGAUUCCCACGUUGGCAUAGACCAGAUCGUCGCCCGACAGGGUGGUCU